Molecule: messenger RNA, 1089 nt
Organism: Musca domestica (house fly)
Lineage: Eukaryota; Metazoa; Arthropoda; Insecta; Diptera; Muscidae
Product: thioredoxin domain-containing protein 9
Exons: 3
Coding region: 332-982 (216 amino acids)
Biological process (GO): microtubule cytoskeleton organization
Cellular component (GO): cytoplasm
Source: RefSeq, a predicted model, not a curated record
GUUUUCACCCAAGUCCAUAGUCGAGUUCGAGUUUCAGAACUUUGAGUACUAAAAGUCGAUUAAUCGAAAGUCGACUUACCUAUCCCUAGGGUAUUAAUAAGAAUCUAUUUUUUGUGGUAUAUUUUUUGAUUUUAACAAGAGAAUUCUUCAAAAUCAAGUCAUUUACAACCCACGCAUUCAUUUAUUAUCUUACUACUUCUAAUUUUUAAUUUUCUGUGUGUCACACGCUAUCGUAGACGCGAGAGGUACGUCUUCGAAGACACAUCCAGUGAUUGAAAACAUUUGAUUUAAGAGCACCAGUACUAAGUUCCGCCCUCACCGUUCUGUAACAAUGGCCAAUGUCUUGGAAAAUCAAUUAGCUGCCGUUGCUUCAGUAAUAGAAAAGCAAUUGGACGAUCAAUUGGAUCGUUUGGAAAAUUUAGACACUGACGAUUUGAAGGCCAUUCGUGAGCAACGUAUGAAAGAAAUGAGAGAAUUAAACCAAAAGAAACAGGAGUGGCUGAAAAAUGGUCAUGGCGUUUAUACUGAACUCGCCGAUGAAAAGGAAUUCUUUGAAGUGUCAAAAAAAUCACCCAACAUUGUGUGUCAUUUCUAUCGCGAUUCAACAGAACGUUGUCGCAUUGUCGAUAUGCAUUUGAAGAUCUUAGCUGGGAAACAUGUUGAGGCCAAAUUCUGCAAAGUUAAUGCUGAAAAAUCUCCCUUUCUAACACAACGUCUGCGCAUUAAAGUUAUACCCACAAUUGCCCUGAUAAAGGAUAGCAAAACAAAAGAUUUCAUUGUGGGCUUUACCGAUUUGGGCAAUUGCGAUGAUUUCUCCACAGACAUGCUGGAAUGGAGAAUAGCCCAGUCUGGAGCAAUUGAUUAUAAAGGCGACCUAAUGACACCACCCGACGUCAAGAAGAGGGCAUACAUCAAUCGUCCUAAGAAAACUAUACGCGGUGGUUAUGAUUCGGAUGAUUCCGAUAUUGAUUUCGACGAUUAACCGCAUUAAUGUCGACGACCGUAGUGCAAAUUGAGUUUAAUGUUGUGUUUUGUAAACAAAGAAAAAGAAAAGAAAAAACGGAAGAAAUAUUUGAAAUAUUUAUUAAA